AUGCCUUCCUUACUUCACGGCUUAGAGAUUGCAAAGCACAACUCCAAGGAGUCCUGCUGGGUCAUUGUUAACGGUAAAGCCUAUGAUGUAACUGACUACUUGGAGAAACAUCCUGGGGGUUCGGCCAUCAUAUUACAAUACGGAGGCAAAGAUGCUACAGCAGUUUAUGAACCGAUUCAUCCACCUGGCACGAUAGAAAAGGCUCUUCCCAAGGACAAACACCUUGGUCCAGUGGACCCUGCCACUGUAUCUACGGUCGCAUCACCUCAAGUUACCCGCGAUCUUGACAAGACCGCCAGAAUACCAUUGUCACACUGCAUGAAUCUGGAUGAUAUAGAGAAAGCUGCCGAGCGCAUCAUCAAUCGAAGCUCAUGGGCCUAUUUCCAUUCUGCGGCCGACAGUCUUGGGUCUUUGGAUAAUAAUCGAGAUGAUUGGAAAAAGGUCACUCUCCGACCACGGGUCAUGCGGAAUGUUCGCCGCGUCAACAUGCAGAGAACGAUAUUGGGCCAAAAAAGUCGGCUACCAUUCUUCAUUGCUCCAGCAGCACGUGCAAAACUCGUUCAUGAGGACGGUGAGCUAUGUCUUACUCGGGGAGCAACAAAAGCGGGAAUUCCUCAUUGUCCAAGCACCUACUCGACUAUUCCACACAAGGACCUGGCAGAGUGCCUGAAAGCACAGAAGGGCAACGGAGAGUACGGUGCCCUAUUCUUCCAGCUCUAUGUCGCCCAUGAGAAAGCGCCCACGAUCGAGCUUAUCACCAUGGCACGAGAGCUAGGCUUCAAAGCCCUCGUGGUCACGGUAGAUUCACCUGUCGUUGGAAAGCGCGAAGAGGAUGAACGAUACCGUGCCGAACUUGCAACCGCUUCAGGCGACGACUCAGUAUUGACGGAAUGGUCCAAACCGCAGGAGAGGGAAGACGGUCCUCCUCUGCGAGGGCACCACUCCUCGACGUUGAAUUGGGAUGACCUGCCGUGGAUCAGAGAAGCAUGGCAGAACGCGGGUCCGAUCGCAAUUAAAGGAAUUCAAACCGCUGAGGAUGCACUUCUUGCUGUCCAGCACGGUGCAGAUGCGAUCUAUCUUAGCAACCACGGCGGUCGGCAAUGUGAUGAUGCGCCCAGUGCGAUACGGACACUGCUGGAGAUCCGACGAUUCUAUCCUGAAAUCCUGGGCAAAGUCGAGAUCAUUCUAGACGGAUGGGUCAGGCGAGGUGCAGAUGUGAUCAAAGCACUGUGCCUAGGUGCAACUGCAGUUGCCUUGGGUAGACCGUUCAUGUAUGCUGUUUCAAUGGGUGAUGAGGGAGUCUUGAAAGUCAUCCAGUUGUUGAGCGAAGAAAUAGAAACAACCAUGCGAAACAUGGGCGCGAAAAGUCUCGACGAGCUCAAUCCAUCAUUUGUCAAUGCCAAGAGGCUGGAGUUAGAGUUGCCGGACGAGUUAGAUUUCAAUCAAGCUGCACUGAAGGCGAAGUUGUAA
Exophiala aquamarina CBS 119918 is the source of this 1470-nucleotide messenger RNA. RefSeq lists its product as uncharacterized. Gene Ontology annotation, molecular function: heme binding; oxidoreductase activity. Lineage: Eukaryota; Fungi; Ascomycota; Eurotiomycetes; Chaetothyriales; Herpotrichiellaceae. The record is from RefSeq and is a predicted model, not a curated record. The transcript has 2 exons. Bases 1 to 1470 code for a protein of 489 amino acids.